Colletotrichum abscissum is the source of this 2934-nucleotide messenger RNA. RefSeq lists its product as uncharacterized. The transcript has 5 exons. The record is from RefSeq and is a predicted model, not a curated record. Lineage: Eukaryota; Fungi; Ascomycota; Sordariomycetes; Glomerellales; Glomerellaceae. The coding region runs from base 1 to 2934 and encodes 977 amino acids. Gene Ontology annotation, molecular function: DNA-binding transcription factor activity, RNA polymerase II-specific; zinc ion binding. Gene Ontology annotation, biological process: regulation of DNA-templated transcription.
AUGGAUGACUCCGCGCCGUCUUCCUCCUUCUCUGCGGCCCAUUACUUUCCGGCACGACGCCGUGUAUGGCAGGCAUGCACCAACUGCCGGGCCCGCAAGACGCGAUGCGACGCUGCCAAGCCAAAGUGCAGUCUCUGCGUGACGCAGAACGUGGAGUGCGUCUACCGCGACUCGAACCAGCCGCGCAUCGAGCAGAAUACCAGGAUCUUGUUGGAGCGCAUCCAGAUGUUGGAAGAUCGCUUGCUUUCUUCACCGGUAUUUUCUGGACAACAGCAAUCGCAGAGCCAGCAAGCUUCCCAGCCGUCUUUAGAUACGCCAUCACCACAAGCUACACGGCAUGCUACAACUCCGCGAUCGGCACACCAUACACAGCCCGAGGCAGGUCCUGACUCAACGUCAACGAGGAACCAAACAGACGCGGUUCAGACAAGGAAUGCUGAUGCAGAUGCUCAAAUUCCAAUCCCUUUAUCCCAUACAGCGAAUGCGAACCAUGUCUUUGAGUGGCCGAUAGUAAAGCAGCUGCUAGCAGAAACGGACUCGGAGUCACAACCGCCGCGGCCAGCUUUUCCGGGAGGGCUGCGCUCAGCGGAAGCAACUGACAUCUUUUUCCGCAAAGAUACAGGUACAGAUUCUUCGAAGUGCCCUCCAGAGUCUUGGAGAUUAUUCCAAGACCGGAGUCUGCCAGUAUCCAUCCAUGCCGCUGAUCGGUAUCGGGAGGUGAUCCAUGAGUACUUUGCCGAAGUGAACAUCUUCUUUCCUCUCCUCUCCCCAGAGGACAUCAUCAACACUUUAAAUGAAGUAAUAGCGUCUGAAAAGACUGCAGGUGUGGUCUCGCCCCUCACUGCGCCGGCCCGGUAUUGUUUAUUGCUGUUGGUCCUCUGCAUAGGAUCCUUCGUCUACACUGGGGACUAUCGCAUCUCAUUGGAUGAAAGAGCAGGCCGAGAUGGAGGUCAACGCCAAAGACCCAUAAGUUCGAGCAUCAUUGGAGACUUCCCGGGCAUCGAUGAGCAGCUGUGGCGAAAAGCGCGACUUUUGCUGGGCUUCAUUUCAUCUGAAAUCAGCCUUGAAGCAGCACAAUGCACGAUGUUGGCGAGCUUAUACAUGAAUGCGAACGGAAAAGUAGCAGAUUCUUUCCACUGGGCGCAUGCAACCGCCGUCAAGUGUGAAGCGCUCGCGAAAAGAGAUGCCACAGGCGCAGAAGGCAAUGAUGGAUUCUCGGACGCCUUCCGUAGACUCUUUUGGGUCGCACUUAUUUACGAAGGUGACUUUGUGUCCGAGAUCUCAAUCACAUUACCCUCAGGUAUAGCGAGAUACGAAGAAGUCGUACCCUACCCGGCCCCCGAAACACCCAAGCAGCACAAAGACUUCACCACCAACCAGGCGACCCCGGAAGCCGAGGUGACGAGUCCGUCAUCGACGUCUUUCUACAGGACCGAGGAACUUGUCGCCUUCCAAAUCAGUACCAACGCGGCAAUCAGGCGGUUUCUCAACCGGGUUAACAGCGUCGUCUUUGAUAGCAAAGACCAGUUCCGCAUGACGCGCACCAACUACGCCAACUGGCUACUGCGGAUCACCGAGGAUCUUUGGUCCUAUCACGGUGCGCUUUACCGCAAUCUCCCCGAUUUCCUGCUCACGAGCCAGCCUAGAAGGACACCUGGGCAACAGCCGGAAAUUGCGAGUUCUCCUAUGACACCCGGUAUCAUUCGAGUUGAGGAGUUGGGCAACAAUCCGUGGAAUGUGCUGAGGCUCAAGGGGCGGUACUAUGCGGGGCAGUACAUCAUUCAUCGCCCUUUCAUCGAAUACGUGAUGUUGAACAUGGCGCACUUCGAGACGCAUCCGUGCCGGGAGGCGAUAUUGGAGCGGUGCCGAAUGUGCCUUGAGGGUUGCAAGGGUUUCAUCAAUGUUUUCGACAUUGAUCCUGCCAACAGCAUUACUGGCCUAUUUGCUGCCGGAAUGGUGACCUUCACCAUGGUUACCAUCCUCCGAGUGGCGACAAUGUGCCCCGUCUUCAAAGAAAUCCUGCCGGAAGAUAUUGAGGGUGCGAUGUUUGUAGGAACGCGGAACUUGCGGCGAUUCAGCAUUAGCGUGAGGGAGUUUGAGUGGCACUUGAGCGUAUUGGAAAGACUUGCGGCGUCUUCAGACUUCCCUGCCAGUGUUGCCCACAUGCAAAAGUCACACGGCCUGUUUAUUUCACAUCAGCAAAAUCUACUCGUCGACCUAGAAACUCUCUUCAAGUACCUGCACCUAGUCAUAUUCGAUUAUCGGGAAUGUCUACAUUGCGGGACAAAGAGGACAACGGUACAAGCUGUACAGCAACACAUGGUCGGCAAAGGUCACUGCAGGUUUGACCCAGAAGACCAAGACUCCGAAUUUGCCGACUUUUACGACUUCACUUUCUCCGAGACCGAAGGCAACGAAGGAGGUGACUUUGAGAGCGACAAAGACGAGUGUGAUGUGCAGAACGAGCCGGCAAGCCCAAGUCAGCCGUUACAGGUCGAUGAAGACUCUCUUCGGUUGCCAUCAGGCAAGAUCAUAUCCAAGCGGUCCUCGGACCAGGCGGGACCGUCUAUCAAUCACCUAAGGCGCCGAAUGCGGACCCCACCUUCACGACUAGAAUAUGUCCAGGUAGAAUCUGAAGAAGAGGGGUCCAGCGAGGACCCGCUGCAUCCUGGUCGGACACAAGCACUGUCUAAAAGAGAAAAGCGAGAGAAGGCGGUGAUCGCGCAUCAGCUAGCAAACAUGAGGGCGAAUGAUCGAAGUGCACUGAUGCACUUAUCUGCAUCGGAGCAGCGAUCGCUGCUGGCGGUGCAGUACAGGAAUGAGGAAAAGGUGCAGAAGGAGGAACGGCGCCGGCAGGGUAAGAUUGAUCGGAAGGGGAACAAGAACUUGUACGCGUACUGGAACACAGAAACGCCUGUUUACCAGUGUGGAUAG